Molecule: messenger RNA, 3583 nt
Organism: Cadophora gregata
Lineage: Eukaryota; Fungi; Ascomycota; Leotiomycetes; Helotiales; Ploettnerulaceae
Gene: ACE2
Product: Metallothionein expression activator
Exons: 3
Coding region: 326-2695 (789 amino acids)
Biological process (GO): regulation of DNA-templated transcription
Molecular function (GO): DNA-binding transcription factor activity, RNA polymerase II-specific; RNA polymerase II cis-regulatory region sequence-specific DNA binding
Source: RefSeq, a predicted model, not a curated record
CCAUCAUCCAAAUCUUCCAAAACCCACAUCCACAUACAUCUAAAACUUCACAAAACCCACCACAAACUACACUCUGCCUACCAAUACUACCACUUCCUCUGGUCGCGAGUACAACAAAGCACAUAUCAAUCUUCGUCCUCAACUAAAGGCCUGAGGAAGGUCACAACUCUAUCCCAGAAGACUCUCAGAGUCAACAAGUACUGAGCAGCCCUACGAUCUCAAUUUGCCCGGCCUAACGGCUUGCGCUGCGUGAGUUUCGGAACCCAGGUGUGCUUAAUUGCAUUACUUUCAAUCGACGACUUUCCGGACUCUUCAAGCAUUCAAGAUGCUGUCCAAUCCUACCAACAACCUUCACAGCCGACAACGACAACACCGACGCCAACAAUCGACACCAAAUGCAUUCGAGCCAGUGAAGGCCACCAACCUGCCCAACAUCCAGAGACACAACUCCCAUCGCCGGGGGAUGAGCUUGGAUCAACGACGACGACGAACACCACCGCAGGAAUACAUGGUAAGUAAUACUAACCCAGGAUAUCAAACGACACAACCACAGCAUAUUUUGCGAGAAACGCAGCAGCAAAGACUGGCACGCCCGGGCCAACACCAGUUUGCGCAAUUCGACAAUGACGAGAAUUACCUCAAUUCGCCCGCCGUCACCCCUCAGAGACAAUCAUUUGAUGCCGGAUGUACGAACCAGUACGGAGACAGGAUUUCGCAGUCUCAAUUUCAAUUUCCCGGACCUAUCAAUACGAUAAUCAACGUCGAUCCCAACAACAACAACUACAAUGGGAACCAAGACUUCAAUUUAUACCAGACGGAAACUGUCCUGACUCCGUCCGCCUACCUGGAUUUUUCGGCUGGCUUCGAGAACAGCAGCCAAGGAACAAAUAGCCGGAGUCACAGCAGGAGGAGCUCAGCAGGCAGGAGGAUUAGUGGUGGCAUAAUGGAUCGAGUUGCACGGUUCGAGCACCUCGCUCUACAAUCGCCAUGCCGCCCAACCACCCCUCCAAAUCAGAACGUUUCGAAUUACUUUCCCCCAACACCUGUGGAUACUCCACAAGAUCAUAUGAUAAAGCAGGAACAGAUGAACCAGAGAUUUCUCGAUACCUACGACACGUCAAUGGAGGAGACAAUCAAGCCAAGGAGUAACCAGAGAGCGAGAGGCGUUUUCGACGAUAUGAGGAAAGCGGCAGAUAUGGCUUACAUGCCGACUCCUCCUCGAACAGGACCGCUGCCUACUUCAAGCAAUUUCGAUUCGGCUCCGAUGCCAACGGCCGAUUUCAUGAAUGUGUCCAAUAUGAACAUUCAUUUCAUGAAAAACGAGCCUCUCGACAGCCCGCAAUACUCUCCACACUCCAACAACUUGUCCUUCCGAUCUUCCCAGAACUCAUCUCCAGAAGUAUCUCAAAGCGCCAUGUUUGACCCUUUCGUCAACAAGCCAGAACUUGAAGCUCCUGACAUGUCUUACCAAGAAUCUUCAAACCACGGUCAUCCAAUGUCGUCAUCAACAUCGCAUCAAUCCCAUCACUCGUCUCACAGAAGAUCAGAAUCUGUGUGCAGCAUCAACCUUGAUGAAUCGAUCACUGACACUGGAAUAACCAUCGAUGACAUUGCAACAUUCAUCCAAGGACCGGACCCAUCGGACGGGAAAUGGAUCUGUCUUUACCCAGAAUGUAACAAGCGAUUCGGCCGCAAGGAAAACAUCAAAUCUCACGUGCAGACCCAUCUCGGAGACAGACAAUUCCAGUGUCCGCACUGCCAGAAAUGCUUCGUACGCCAACACGACCUGAAGCGCCAUGCCAAGAUCCAUAGCGGUGUCAAGCCGUAUCCAUGCCAAUGCGGAAACAGCUUCGCCAGACAUGACGCUCUCACUAGACACAGACAACGCGGAAUGUGCAUCGGUGCAUUUGAAGGUGUUGUAAAGAAGACCGUCAAGCGUGGCAGACCCCGCAAGAAUCGACCAGACAACGAAGAGCGCGUCAAGAAAUCUUCCCGAACUCGCAGCAAGAACAAGGCUAUGUCUUCAACAUCCUCGACCUCAGGAUCCGACAGCCGCGGUGAUCAGUCUCCUCGCAGUGAGCUUGACGUCCUAGACGACAAGCCAUUCGGAGACUUCGAUUACCCCCAGCAAAGUCAGAGCCAAAGCCAAAAUCAGUACAGCCAGCAAUCAUCCGUGAUGGACAACGCCAACUUCGAGUACUCACAACCCCGCUCUCCCACACCCGCAAACUGCGUCUCUCCCCAAGCAAUCCAAUCCAUCCACUCCCCUUCAGCCUAUAGCACCCACUCGCAGCACUCCCACCGCGGCUCGACCCCCCAAAGCGUACACCACCAAUCCCACCCCACCUCCCCAGCCAAGAGCAUCCACAGCUACCACUCUCCCCCCGGCCUCUGCGAAUCCUCCUCCAGCCCAGCAGCCAGCAUCUACUACGACAUGGACAACGCCUCCCAACACAACGGUGACGGCGUACACAUGUCUCUGAACCUGAACGGGCUCGCCAACAUCUCAGAACACGACGACGAGAUGUUCCUCGAGGCAUUUGCUGCCGCGGCGGCUAGUCAUCACUCGGGUGAUAUGUCGGCGCUGGAGCGGGAGCCGGAUCUACUGAUGGGGAAGUUUGAGGAUGCGUUUGCGGCGCAUGAUGCGGAUGAUUUGUUCCGGAAUGGUGAGGAUGUGUUCUUCGGGAGUCCGUAGGGAUUACCCGUUCCCCUCAUUGUUCUUUUGGAAUGAAUUUGAUGUGAUGCGAGGUAUGUGCUUGUACGAUGAUAGUGUUAUGUGUUGUCUUGUGUUGUGAUGGGAAGGAGUGGAUCUCUUGUGCAGGGUGAAAGGUAAGUAGCGAAGAUGUGUCUUCGAACCCCUUGAUGGGGUUUGUUCCCUUCGCUACUUCCCCCACCCUGCAUAAGCGUUCCAAGCGGGGGAUGGGUAGGUAGAUGUAGUGCUUGAUGUAUGAUACAGCUGGAAAGUUUGGAUUGCCAUAUCAUGGGAAUCCUGGUUUUGCGCUUUUGACAAUGGUUGGAUAUGUGGCUGGGCGGCUGUUUCUAGACAGCCCUUGCUUUUUCGGAUUUCAGUACUUGUUUGCGUGUUUGCUUGCUUGGUUCAUGUUUUGGUUCCCCUCUCAUUCGAUCGAUCUCUCUUCAGUCUCUAGAUCGACUUGGAUGCGAGAUGGAAAUAAACCUACGUGCGUGUAUGAAAUAAUGGAAGGAUUGCGUUUGGAAAAUUUGUGUUGUUUGCGAUGGCAGGAAGUUAGGAAAAUUUUCAUAUGGACUGGAUGGGAUUGGAUCUGGGAUGAAUAAAUGGAUUGGGAUAUGAUAUGAUAUGUUGUUUCAUGGGUUUUUGUCUUUCUUUAGGACUAGGUGGUCUGUCUCUGUCUGACUGCAAAGAAAUGUUAUAUGAUCGGUACGGUCUUUACCUCAUCUCAAUUCAGAGACUUGUAUGGAGUCGUUGAGAUGUGUUGAAAUGUGAUGUGAAUUAAUAUGAUGUGAUGGUUGUAUUGUUUAAUUGAUUGAGAGAUGAAGGUGAGCAGUGAUGUGAGGUAGAUGGACAGUAUGUUGCGGCUUUGAUGAGUGCGGGUUUGAAGAAGAU